This is a messenger RNA of Patiria miniata (bat star), 1779 nucleotides long. RefSeq names its product endophilin-A1-like. Lineage: Eukaryota; Metazoa; Echinodermata; Asteroidea; Valvatida; Asterinidae. Gene Ontology annotation, molecular function: protein binding. The transcript is spliced from 9 exons. The record is from RefSeq and is a predicted model, not a curated record. Gene Ontology annotation, cellular component: cytoplasm. The coding region runs from base 113 to 1111 and encodes 332 amino acids.
CCAGACAUGCCAGAUGGAGCAAAAUUGUUGUUCACAAACAUGACAAAGUGGAAGGAACUGAAAAUAAAAGUGAAGGUGAUAUUCGAUAAGGAAAUAGCUGCAGCUGUGGAGAAUGAAGCGAUUUCGGCAGAAGGAAUCCCUCGGUUGGACUGGGGUUAUCGUGAUGAUGCUCUUUCUAGAUGGAGUGUUCGAGAUAGGUCACACAGUGGAUGAUUUGGUGAACAAGACAAUAGAAUACCUUCAGCCCAAUCCAGUCUCCAGAGCCAUGAGCAAAGUCCGUGGUCAGAACAAGGGAGGAACCAAGCCUCAACAACCCGUAGGAUUCCUGGGAGAAGUCAUGCUGAAGAACGGCAGAGAAUUAGGAGAAGAUUCAACGUUUGGUACGGCGAUGGUCGAGAUGGGAGAAUCACUGAGGCAACUUUCUGAAGUCAAGGGCGCCUUCGAUCUGAACGUCAGACAGAACUUCCUGGAUCCCCUGGAUCAUCUCAAGAACAAAGAUCUGAAGGAGAUCAACCACCAUCGGAAGAAGUUGCAGGGGCGACGUCUUGACUUUGACUACAAAAAGAAGAAGCAAGCAAAAGGAAGCACAAUUCCUGAAGAAGAAAUCCAAUUUGCAGAAGAGAAGUUUCACGAAUCUCAGGAGCUUGCUGAGAACGGGAUGAGGAACCUCCUUGAGAGUGAUGUUGAGCAGGUGUUACAGCUUCAAGCGUUAGCCGAGGCUCAGCUAGAAUACCACAAACAGUCUGCAGAGGUCUUGGAAAGCCUUCUCUCAACACUCAAUGAAAGGGUUGAGGAGGCAGGCAGUCGACCCAAAUCAGAACGCAAACCCAGAAGUACUUUCAACUCUUACUCCACGAAGAGAGACUCCAGUGACGGAGACGACACCGACGCGUACCCGUCAACGGUCGAUUACAACGCACCAGUACCUGUAACGGCAACGAAGGAACGCUGCAAGGCACUGUACGACUUUGAGGCAGAAAACGAGGGCGAACUGGGGUUUCAGGAGGGCGACAUCAUCAGCAUCGUCAGUAAGAUCGACGAGAAUUGGAUCGAUGGAGAGUUAAACGGUCACACAGGAUACUUCCCGGCUAACUAUGUGGAAAUUAUCUAACCGGUUUAAUCAUGGUAGGUGGUAGCGUUACUUAUAGUGUUGCAGUUUGUACUUUGUCAUCGUGUGGUUGAGUAUGAGCGUGAGUUCUUCGCGAUGAGUACACGUACAAGUACUUUGUCAUCCUGAGUUUGAGUACGAGUACGUUGCCAUGGGCACAAGGACACAUUGAAGUACUUCGUCAUCAUGAAUUCAAAUACAAAGACGAGUACUUUGCCUUGAGUACUAGUACGAGUACGCAUAUUCUGGCAUGACAAGUAUGAGUAUGAGUACUUUGUCUGAGUAUGAGUCAUUUCUAUCAGUAUGAGUACUACAAUACUGGUUACUCACAAUGGAACUCUGUGUACAGUAAACAGAUACAUUGAAUAGCGCCCUCUGGAGAGUGGUCCUAUGUAUAUCAGCAUAAUGUCAAUUGUGUACUUUUUUUUUUUUAAAUUCCAUCAUAUUAAGCUAUGUAUUUCCAUAGACGAGAUCUCUUAAUUGUUAGUUCUUUGUAAGCCUUGGCAGUCUGGUGUUUUCUUUCUUGAAACAACUAAGAAUAUGUCUUCCCUUUGAUUCUACCAAAUGAGAAAUUACCGGUCUGUUGGUAUUUAAAAGGAGGCAUUAUACAACUUAGAACUCUUGAAAAGUUCCCCAGAUUCAGUGAAUUCCAAAUGAUGUGGCUACGGCUA